UCUCUACCAGUGUGUAAAUAGAUCAUAUGACAUACUCGCCAUAGAUCUGUCCCAGAAUGGGAGGCCUUACGCAGCUCGUUGUCGUGGUACUUCUUUCUGCUGUUGGCGAUGCUAUUGGUGAUCAGAUGUCCCCCACACCAAUAACGGGUAGUACUCCUGUGCCGGUCACGAUGUUUCAGACCGACCACGAUCGGGACGGCUUCAUCAUGCAACUCAACACCGAUGUACUUGGUAUAAAAUCUAUGCUAAACAAUCUACAGUAUCAGUUUGCCAACCUACCCACAAACCCUUCCGGAACAGGUACGAAUCAUGUGGCUUUUGUGGCUUUUAAUGCUCGCAUCUCUCAGAAUCUCUCUGGUCUUGGCAAAGGCCAAAUUAUCCGCUUCGAUGACGUCAUAUUGAACAAAGGGAACGGAUAUGACGCAAGGUUGGGCGUGUUUCGUUGCCCUCAGGCUGGGACAUACCAGCUCUCUCUUUCAAUCGGGUCAUAUGGAGGAAUCCAACUUGAGAUCGUCAACAACGGAUUACAGAUCGGGAGAGUUUUCUCCUCCAGAUCAAGAUUUGGGCGAAGUGUUGAGGAUGAAGAUGGGGGAGAAUUCGAUGCUGAAGUAUAUAACAGUAGAGCGAAAAGACAACUAUCCACCACACCAUCAUAUUUAGGGCAAGCAUCAACAGGGAUACCUGCUAAUGGUCUAGGGUACGUCCAGCCUGGCUCUGAGGCCAAACCCUCCUCCGCCCAGGCCAUCGUCGACUUGAAGGUUGGGGAUGAGGUGUGGGUUCGCCACUCCUCAGAUAAUCCACACGAUAUUCUCUUUGGGAAUGGUAUGUCUACGUUCUCGGGGCACCUGCUGAGUCCCGCCAAAUGAACAGCUCCAGUCAGGAAAUAAAGUCAAAAUAGAUA
Messenger RNA from Haliotis rufescens (red abalone), 901 nucleotides. RefSeq lists its product as uncharacterized. Bases 57 to 866 code for a protein of 269 amino acids. Gene Ontology annotation, molecular function: protein binding. NCBI's taxonomy places the organism in Eukaryota, Metazoa, Mollusca, Gastropoda, Lepetellida, Haliotidae. The transcript is spliced from 3 exons. The record is from RefSeq and is a predicted model, not a curated record.